Physella acuta is the source of this 1959-nucleotide messenger RNA. RefSeq lists its product as uncharacterized. The record is from RefSeq and is a predicted model, not a curated record. NCBI's taxonomy places the organism in Eukaryota, Metazoa, Mollusca, Gastropoda, Physidae. Gene Ontology annotation, molecular function: protein binding.
CAGAUUGAAGGAUGUAAAUAUUGUCUGUUUGGUUUGUUUUACGGCUAGAAACUAGCUUGUAAGUAAAACUGAAACAGCUUAAUGGGAAAUCCCGAAAUUAACUGCUGUUUAGGUAACAAAGUUGUCAAGACGACAAAGUUUCACACACGUAGAUUUGUUAUUUAGAGUUUUUAGUUGGCAUUACUUUGAUAUUAAUAUAGAAUUGAAAUUAUGCCUUCAAGAAUUCAGGUCAAGCUUGUUACAGAGCACAAGAAAUAUUUGGAACAACAGAUACAAUUACUGGAACCUGUUAUAGGAGAUAUGAAAAAUGUUGUAGCAAAAAGUAAGGCGUGGCUAGAAGAAAAAACUGACCAAUCAUCUGUCAGCUACAUCGAGCUAUCACAAGAACUGGACACAGCAGCCACGGCCUUGUUGGAUGUGACGUCACAUAUUUUAAACGAGGACAACUUGGAUGUCAACAAACCAACGCCAUCUUUACCACAGCCUGACACACAGACAACAGCCACAUUUCUAACAGUAGAAUCAACAAGACAACUCAUCACACAAGUUCAACAUACAGCUGUUGAAGAACAUCCUGACCUAGAGCGUAGACUCGCCUAUAUUGAAACAACACUAUCUUCACUACAGGACACACAACACAAGUCUACAGAUGACAUAUCAGAAAUAAAACAAUGGAGAGACAACUUUGUAACAGAACAGAGUGACAUGGGGGUAAACAUUGAACAACUGACUAAAAAACAAAAGCAGAAUGUUAAAAACCUCAGAAAACAAAUGAGUGAACAAGAUAACAAAGUAAAGGAGCUGAACAAAGAAAUUGAAAGUUUAAAAGAAAAAGAAUCCAAUUCAAACAAAACACUAGAGAAACUGUCUCUAGAUAUGAAGGAAAAUGAAAACAACUUACACAAAAUAAGUAAAGAGAUGCAAGAUCACAGAGAUAAAACAGACAUAAUCGCACAUACAAUUAAAAGACAUUCUAAUCUGAUUUGUUCUUUACAAGAAGAAUUAAAAAAUAAUGAGGCUUAUACAGAUAAGAGUAAUGACAUAUUGGCAAAGAUAGGAAUAAUAGAAAAAGAUAUCUUGACAUUGGUGACUGAUUUUAAACUACUUGAGACCCGUGUAUGUCAGCAUUACACCUGUCAAAUUCACCUUGAAAAUGACACACCUGUAACCACUGGAUUAAUUAUUUCUACAUUCUCUGUGCUGAGGGAACAUAACGGCAACCAUUUUAAUGAAACAACAGGAAAACUUGAAGCACCAGAUGAUGGUUUAUAUCUGGUUAUUGUGACGUUAGUAGCCGGUGGAAAUAAUCCAAUUUUGGUUAAAGUAGCAGUCGGAGAACUAAAAUAUAAAACUAUUUAUGUGAAACCUGACAAUAUUUCUGCUUGCGGAUCAACUGUAGUUCCGUUGAAGAAAGGUCAAGAACUAUAUUUUAAAGUUCAACAAUCAGGACCAGGAUCUUUCCUGCAAAAAGGAAGCGGUUUCACUAUUUUAAGAAUUUAGCUGAAAGAUUAAAUAUAGUUGUAUUUGUAAACCAAAAAUUUAAAAUCAAAAUACAAUUUUUAAUUUUAGUUGAAUAUUACCUUAAGGGUACAUUCUCGCUAUGAGCUUAUAAUUAAAUUCAUACACUGAAGAGGUAGCGGCGUGGCUAUGCGAUAGAGUAAAAGGCUGUUAACUCGAAAGUCUCAAGAUAGAAUCUUGGUCCAGGCUAGUAGUGCGUACCUUAGCCUCAUUAGCUCUGAUGUCUGCCUAACUCUUUAAUUAAAACUUUUUUUUAUAUGCCGAGGUGAAGAAACAUAAGAACUCUAUUUCAUCUGCCAAAUGGAUCGUUAGGUAUGAAGAGGAUUAUUUACUUUAUACACUGGAGAUAACAUGAUUUUUUAUAACUCUACCUAGCAUUAAUUUUACUGCAUAUAAUAUUAAGACUGUAUAUUUGUAAUAUUAUUAAAUCAUAAAUAUUAU